AUGAAAGUUGCGAGGCUCACUCUUCGUCCGCGCAUUGCGUCGGUUUGCCGUGGUCCAGCACAGCGUCGAUUCAACACCAAUUCCAACCGAAGGGCACAGAACUCACCUGAAAUCUCCUCCCCCGCAAAACAAACGUUUAAUGUGAAAGGGUUGACAGUAGGUGUUGCGGUGGUUGCUGGCCUGGCGGGCUAUGGCAUCUCAACACUUUCUACUAGCGACACAAACAAAUCAAGCAGCACGCUUCCUAUUCUGGACCAAGAGCGACUUCCUGCAGUCAAAUAUGCAACACUCGAAGACAUGCAAAAGGCCAUAGCUCAAAUCGAAUACGAAUUGCGCGACACAGAAGAUAUAAUCUCAACUGACGAUGAAGAUCUCAAAAUGCACGGGUUUUCAGAGUGGUCAUCUGUCAAUAUCGACACGCUACCCAUCGCUGUCGCGUAUCCUCGAAACACCGAACAAGUUAGCACGAUUGCGCGCAUUUGCCACGAAAGGAGAGUCCCAAUCAUCCCGUACAGCGGCGGCAGUAGUCUCGAAGGACACACUGCUGCACCCUUCGGUGGUAUCAGCAUGGACUUCGUGUAUAUGAACCAGAUCAUAAAGAUCAAUGAGGAUGAUAUGGAUGUCGUGGUUCAACCCAGUGUCCAGUGGGUGGACUUGAACGCAAAGCUAAAAGAUAUGGGAACUGGACUUUUCUUCCCAAUGGAUCCAGCCCCCAGCGCUAAAUUCGGAGGAAUGAUCAGCACGAAUUGCUCAGGCACAAAUGCAGUCCACUACGGUACCAUGCGCGACUGGGUCAUCAAUCUCACCGUGGUUCUCGCCGAUGGAACCGUCAUCAAAACUCGCAAGCGCCCGCGCAAAUCCAGCGCCGGAUACAACCUUAACGGCCUCUUCGUCGGUUCUGAGGGUACUCUCGGAAUUGUGACCGAAGCCACGCUGAAAUUGGCCGUUCUGCCCGAAAACUACUCUGUUGCGGUGGUACCUUUCAACACUGUUCACGAUGCUAUCUCGGCUGCUACCAAGGUCAUCCGUAGAGGAGUUCCAGUUGCCGCCCUCGAACUCAUGGACGAGACUCAGAUGCGUAUCGUGAAUGAGGGUGGCGUUACGCGGCCGCGAGUAUGGCAGGAAAAGCCAACUCUCUUCUUCAAGUUCUCUGGGUCUAAGCUUAUGUUGGAAGAGGCUAUUCAGAAUGUGAAACAGAUUACUGAAGCUUAUGGCUCACAAGGAUUUGAAUUUGCUCGUGACGAGCGAGAGCAGACACUUCUCUGGUCUGCGCGGAAAGAGUCGCUCUACUCUUUACUAGCGCUUCGCAAGGAGGGCGAAGAAAUGUGGAAUACGGAUGUCGCAGUCCCAUUGAGCCAUCUAGCCGAUAUCAUUGUCGCAAGCAAACAAGAAGCUGCCGCCUUGGGCUUGAACGCUUGCGUCAAGGGUCACGUUGGCGAUGGUAACUUCCACGAGAAUAUCACAUACGACGGCACAAAGCCAGAGGAGUAUGAGAAAGCCAAGAAGGCUGUCAAAAACAUGGUUCAACGGGCGAUCGAUAUGGAGGGAACUUGCACGGGUGAACACGGUAUUGGGUUUGGUAAAAAGGAGGCUCUUCAAAAGGAGGUUGGGAAUGCGACUAUCUCCUUCAUGAAAAUUCUCAAGGGAACUUUUGACCCUCACUGGAUUAUGAAUCCUGGGAAGGUUUUUGAUCGGUAG
This is a messenger RNA of Penicillium expansum, 1698 nucleotides long. Its product is annotated as FAD-binding oxidoreductase. The record is from RefSeq and is a predicted model, not a curated record. Bases 1 to 1698 code for a protein of 565 amino acids. NCBI's taxonomy places the organism in Eukaryota, Fungi, Ascomycota, Eurotiomycetes, Eurotiales, Aspergillaceae. Gene Ontology annotation, biological process: lactate catabolic process. Gene Ontology annotation, molecular function: FAD binding; D-lactate dehydrogenase (cytochrome) activity; D-lactate dehydrogenase (NAD+) activity. The transcript has 6 exons. Gene Ontology annotation, cellular component: mitochondrion.